Molecule: messenger RNA, 1864 nt
Organism: Dufourea novaeangliae
Lineage: Eukaryota; Metazoa; Arthropoda; Insecta; Hymenoptera; Halictidae
Product: zinc finger CCHC domain-containing protein 8 homolog
Exons: 7
Coding region: 65-1864 (599 amino acids)
Cellular component (GO): catalytic step 2 spliceosome
Molecular function (GO): RNA binding
Source: RefSeq, a predicted model, not a curated record
UGAACCGAGAGGCUGGGUAAAACAGUUUCAUCUAUGUCAUCGUGAUAGCAUCGAUAGUACUUCCAUGAAUUCUACAAUCACUAUCGGAGACACCGAUGAAGAGGUGAUUGAUUUGGACUCUAGCCAAGACACCAUCAAUGAUGUUGACAAGGUCCAAAGUAAAUGUUCUAUUGUCAAAAGUUCGCUGUCGAACGAUGUUGCAAACAAAACAGAUAUUACGAUCGAGAACGCGGAGACCAACAAAGAUGUUUCUACAUCGCAAACUUGCAACAGCAUUGAUACGUCGAAACCACUUAUUAAGGUUAUGUUUCGGGACGAAAAUAUUUCACGACAGUACAGUAAACGGAUAAAAGAAUUUAUAGAGGAACUAAUUCCCUUCACAAUUAAGUGUCAAGAAAAUGACAAUAGUUUAUCAUUAGAACUGUGGGACAAUGACACAGAUUCUACUAGUCAGUCUGUUGAAAUUACAACAGAAAGUGAUGACAGUCAGGAUAUAAUAUGUGACUCAUUGUUUACGGUAGAUACACAGCCAAAGCUUCAAGAUGAUUUUGAUGUUCCAACGUAUGGGAAGAAAUAUGAAAAUGUGUUUGAAAAUACUAAGACAGAAUUAAAACCAGAGGCAAAGGACACAUGUCCACCAAAAAUGAUGUGUUUCAAUUGUCUAGACAAUCACAAUUUACGUGAUUGUCCAAAACCACGAAAUCAUGGUGCUAUAAAUAAAAACAAAAAAAAUUUCAAUAUGAAGGGAGGAAAUAUGAGAAGUCUUAGAUAUCACUUAGAAGGUGACCAGAAAUUUGGUCAUUUGAUCCCUGGCCAAUUGAGUAGUAAUUUACGUAAAGCACUAGGUCUCAAAGACAAUGAAUUACCCAGGCAUAUAUAUAAAAUGAGGUUGUUUGGGUAUCCUCCAGGAUGGUUACAGGAGGCACACUUGCAACACUCUGGCAUAUCAUUAUUUAAUUCCGACGGUGUCGCAGAAGAUGAUCCUCAUGCGGAACCAGGAGAAGUUAUUGCACCUGAAGACAGAGAUCAAUAUGACAUAAAAAAGAUAUAUGAUUUUCCUGGCUUUAACACACCACCUCCACCUGGUACUCGUGAUGAGAAUGGACAGUAUUGGGUAUCACCAAUGCAGGUUGCUCAUAGCAAGCAGACAAUGUUGAAGAUGCUGAAAGGAAAAAAGGCAGAUGAUGGAUAUAAAAGAAAGAAGCUUAAAAUGUCUGACAAUGGAUUGAAAGAUAAUUCAACUCUAGAAACUGUUAAAAUGGAGAUAGAAGAUGUGGAAGAGGGUCUAGUAGAAAAUGUGCCUGUUAACGGACUUUUUGUACCUCCGUUGCCUCAAGAACCGAAUGUAAAGCCACCAGAACCAUCAGUGCCGCCAACACAAGUAACAUCUGAAGAUUCAGAUUAUCCUUCACAAGAAUUGCAAUCACCGGAAAAUAGCGCAUCCCCUUUGUCUCGGCCGAAUUCGCCAUCGCUGUGUGAUUUAGAAAAUAUGAAGAAAAGGCUGCUCGUGGAGCUUCAGGAAUCGAAUUCACCGUCAAAUUCUGAUGAUUUGUCGAAAAAUAACUCUGCUGAUUCUAUGUCGAAACAGAAGAUGCCGCCGCCCAGUAACGAAGUAACACCGGAAUCGAAUAGAACCCGCAGAAAUACGAUGAAUUCGAGCCAAGGCAGCAUAAAAUCGAUUGAUCUAGGUACACCCAUUUUACAAAGCACUUCUCCGUAUAAUAGGUUGCCGUCGUCUGAGAAAUUUUCCAAAAAUAUUUGCGACGUGAUCAAUUUCGAGAAUCUCCCGGAUUCGACAGGUAAGUACGAACAGAUGACUGGGGUUUUACAGAAAGUAAGAGACACAUUGGCAAAACUUCAGUAA